CAUAAUCAGUCAAAACAGUACUGCAGUAAAGAGCAGGGACAAACACGUGUCUUUAUUAUUUUCCGGUAAGCAUCGAUACUCAAGCUUCGUCUUUGAAUCAUGCAAAGUUUUUGAGUAAGAAGUAAAUACUUAAAUAAAGCUUUAUCAACGAUUGAAGUGCCAACGGUAUUACUGUGUUUACCAACUCUGGUUCAGCAAGUAUUUUUAUCCUAUUCUGAAUACGACAGAUAAGCAAUACAGCGAAAUUUAGGUGACUUUUUGAUACUUUAAAAUCAUGGCUCUUGGUGCAUUUCCGUUAACUACAGGUAGUCCUCUCAGGUUAGGACCAUCAGGACAUCACCCAUUAUUCUUUGGAGGUUGUGCUCCGAACUCGAAUGCAUUUAUGGCAGCAGCAGCCGCGGCUGCGGCAAAUGUUCAGCCUAGAAAAACUAGUUUUCUGAUCGAUGAUAUUCUGCAUCCAACAGACUCAAAGACACAAAUUUCUCAGAUACAAGCAAAUAAAGUUUGUAUCGACCCUUUCAAAAUGGGAAUGAACGGUUUCUUUGGUUCAAGCUUAGGACACUUCUACAGACUUAAUGAUGCUCUUGCACACCAUCCAAUGCAAUCGUCGUCACAUUUAUCUGUCCCGAUUCCCGUACCAGUUUAUCUUCGAGGGAAAUCACCUAGCACACCGGACCCAUCUAAAACGAAGAAAUGCCGUCGCAGCCGAACGGUCUUCACCGAGCUGCAGCUUCUAGGGCUAGAGAAACGUUUCGAAAAACAGAAAUACCUAUCUACACCUGACAGACUAGAGUUAGCGGAGACGUUAGGCUUAAGUCAAUUGCAAGUAAAGACUUGGUAUCAAAACAGAAGAAUGAAGUGGAAGAAACAGGUGAUGCAGUGUGGAAACCACGAAGCACCGACUAAACCAAAGGGUCGUCCAAGAAAAUCUGAUAUGGAAGAUACAAUGUCGUCAGUAGGCUCUCCAUCGAACGAAUCGCUACCGUCACCGUUACCCCCAGAUUCACCAUCAUCUGAAACAUCUGACCAUUUGCACUCACAACCAAUUGAAACAUGACUGAGAGGUAAAAUAGGCAUCACCUUAUCAGAGCUCAGCAUAUAUUGAUAAAAAUGAAAACCAUUGAUUCUUAAAAAAAAAAAAAAAAAAAAAAAAAUACCAGUACUAUAAUUUUAGGACUAGUUAUCAAAAUCCAAAGGUAAUAAGUCUACGUUGAAACUUGGCAGUGUAUCCUUAUUAAUUAAGGAUAAUAGAAACUAAAUAUAACAAUGUUUGUCUCAUAAAAAUAUGAUGCCAAGCCGUGUGUAGAGUACUGUAUACGCAGCGCAUAAGCAUUAGGAUGUGAAAUAUUUUAUUUUGCGCUAAGUAUGAACUGUAUUAUUAUUACUUUUUAAAGAAAGUAUUAUUAAUUUUAUUUAAUGCGUUUUCCCCGGUAUUUUUUACAAAAAUCCUAUGGGCACUUUGACCGAAUUCAGCAUGUCCUUUAGAGGCCUAUUACAUAAUGUUAUCCGGAUUAGCAAAUUUUAUGUAGCAAAUUUGUGUGAUGUGCCCAAAUACCGUACUAGCCUAAAUAAGGGCAUGAUGAUAUUGCACACAUUAUAUUAUGGGCAUGUCACAAUUAUUUUUCACAUAAAAUUAAAUCGUCUGGACAAAGCUUGACAGAUAGUAAUGAUCGCAUUAGUAAUCGAACCUACCAGGAAAAACGUGUAAAAAUUGUUGCAAAAUAAUAAAUGCUAUAAUUAUGCUCUAUGGACAACAUUAUAAAUAAUAAACUUGAACCAUGUCAUAUUUUAAUUGCUUAAGCUCUGUCUACACUAUCCAAUGUUUAUGUGACAAUUUUUUGUAAUUUUUCAUUUCAUUUAAUUUAUUUGGUCCAUAAGAACAUUAAAACAAACACAAAAAAACAGAGAGAGAAAUAUACAAAGGACUCCAAUUGGCCAGAAAGGGUUGCCAAAAAGUGAACUAAAUCACUGUCUAGUCUCCGAUGCCAAUGAGAAUAUUAAAUUAGCAUAAAAUAGUCAAGUAAAAAUAUCAUCAAAAUAUAUAUAAAAAUCAUAUGUACAAAAUCAUCAAUGAAAUCAGUAAAAAGUUAAUAAGAAUAGAAAUACAAUAAAAAUUGAAAUACAAGAUAUGCAGCGUAAAACGAUGUGAUGUGCCAAUAUAUGCGUAUGAUGAUAUCAUAUUACAUCCAAAUAUGGGCAUACCACAUUUAUUUGUCGCAUAAAAGUUUGAUAGUGUGUAUGGAGCUUUACUUUAUGUAUUUAAGCGGUUUAUUUAUUUUAAUCGCUAAUUAACAGAUGCGUUAAUUAUACCGUUCCUAUUGUCAUGGAUAGGUUGUCAAAUUGAUUGGUACGGUAGCUUGUGUUAAGAAUUUUCAUAAAGAUUAUGUAAAUCUAAAAAAGAAAAUGGAUUGUUUUUCCAACUGUGCCUUAUUGGAAAUUCAGUGUUCUCAUUGAUUUUUUGUUAGUAUUUUUCUGAUUUCACCACAAAUCUAAUAUUUUAAUUUAACGGUCAAUUUUUUGGUUAUGGUCCCACGCGUUACAAAAAAACCGUAUCAGGAUGAUUGCAUUUUACACACACAUAAAUGAACAUCGGCUCAAGAAUAAUGACGUCAGACCAUGACGUUAAAAUAUAUGUUGGUAAAUUAUAUUUAUUAUUUAUGCUUUCUUUUAUAGUUAAGAUACUGCAUAAUUGUCGAUAUGGAUUGAAGUAGAAUACCAUGAGAUAUGUUAUCGGAUACAUUUCGUUAAAGU
Messenger RNA from Anneissia japonica, 2751 nucleotides. RefSeq names its product homeobox protein BarH-like 1. Gene Ontology annotation, biological process: regulation of DNA-templated transcription. NCBI's taxonomy places the organism in Eukaryota, Metazoa, Echinodermata, Crinoidea, Comatulida, Comatulidae. Gene Ontology annotation, molecular function: DNA binding; DNA-binding transcription factor activity, RNA polymerase II-specific. The record is from RefSeq and is a predicted model, not a curated record. Bases 275 to 1057 code for a protein of 260 amino acids. The transcript is spliced from 3 exons.